Molecule: messenger RNA, 450 nt
Organism: Amyelois transitella
Lineage: Eukaryota; Metazoa; Arthropoda; Insecta; Lepidoptera; Pyralidae
Product: trypsin inhibitor
Exons: 3
Coding region: 11-328 (105 amino acids)
Molecular function (GO): serine-type endopeptidase inhibitor activity
Source: RefSeq, a predicted model, not a curated record
UUACCUACCAAUGUACAUAUAUAAGGAAAAAUUUGUGUCAGUGUAUAAGUCAUUCUUCCAACUAGACCUUGAAAUAUAUAACGUAAUCAUGUUAAAACAAUUGUUCUUACUUUUUGUAAUACUUCAGUGCUUAAAUUUUAUUGGUGAAACAUCUGCAGAAAACGAGAUAUGCACACUACCAUUAGAAACUGGACCAUGUAGGGCGUCUAUAAAAGUGUACGGAUACGAUCCAGCAUCAGGCAGAUGUAAGCAGUUUACCUACGGCGGUUGCCAAGGAAACGCCAAUAAUUUCCCCACGAAAUCUGACUGCGAAGCUGCUUGCCCUUAAUAAUACAUAUAAUAAAAGUUUUCUUCUUCUUAAAUAAAAGAGCUUACUCUUUUAGGUGGAGUUUGGAGUGUACCCUAUUCAUCACGUUUCCUUGCGAUUAUAUUUAUUUGUUUGUAAUAUGA